Dimorphilus gyrociliatus is the source of this 1982-nucleotide messenger RNA. The record is from the annotation of a GenBank genome assembly. Lineage: Eukaryota; Metazoa; Annelida; Polychaeta; Dinophilidae.
GAAACGUUUGCGGUUAGUAGUCUUACUGCCAACAUGUCGCUUUUUUUGUAACUUGAUCGAAAAUCGCUUUAAAUAAUCAUUGUUGGAAAUUGAAAAGGACUUGUUAAGGUUUUUAAAGGAAAAAUCGUACAAUCUCAUAUUUGCUUAUAAACUAACAAUUGCGUGACAGACUCCUUCUAAUCAUUCGGAUUUCACUUCCUAUUAUCGCUCAUUUGCGAGAAUGUUAUGAUUUUCCCGUCGUGUUGCAGUAAGUCGUCUCUGCGUGUUAUGCGAUAAAUGCUAUUAUUUUUCUUAUUUAGAUCUUCGGAAUAUAAUUUCAAGACUUAAUAGAACUACGUCAAUGUCGGAACGUCACAAGAAAGAUGACGAAAAUGUUGAUGAAUCUCCGAUUGAAGAGAUUCGGGAAGGCUUAUGCCAUCCUCGACCUAUGCUAUUCCUGAUUCUGUGGUAUUUCUUCUCAGCUUGCACUCUGUUUCUAAACAAGUACAUUCUAACAACACUAAAAGGGGAACCAUAUCUUCUAGGAACAGUUCAAAUGAUAAUGACAACCAGUUUAGGAUUUAUUCAAAUGUAUUUGCCAUUGGGGAUGUAUAAGCCAAUAAAACGACAGGGAAAACCUCCAAACUUUUGGAGGAAUAUGAUAAUUGUCGGAUCAACUAGGUUCAUAACCGUAUUAUUAGGUUUAGUUGCUCUUAAAUAUGUUGCCGUCAGUUUCACUGAAACUGUAAAGAGCUCAGCUCCCAUUUUUACCGUUAUGAUAUCAAGAUGUAUAUUGGGUGAAAGAACUGGAGUCUUUGUGCAACUAUCUCUCAUUCCUAUAAUGGGGGGAUUGGCUUUGUGCUCUGCAUAUGAGUUAUCAUUCAACAUUCAGGGCUUUUUUGCGGCUCUCGCAACCAAUCUGACAGAAUGCCUACAAAACGUUUAUUCAAAAAUGUUGAUUAGUGGUGAAAAAUUUAAAUAUACACCUGCAGAACUUCAAUUCUACACUUCUCUAGCAUCGAUAGUAGUACAAAUUCCCACAUGUGCUUUAAUCAUGGAUUGGGGUAGAGCAGAAGAUAGUCUAACCUACAAAAUGAUAAUUAGUUUAGUUUUAAACGGCAUUUUUUUUCAUUUCCAAUCUAUAACUGCUUAUGUUUUAAUGAGCUACAUAUCUCCCGUGACUCAUUCUGUUGCUAAUACCGUGAAACGAGCUUUUUUAAUCUGGCUCUCUAUUUUAAUUUUUGGAAAUUCUGUAACUUUCUUGUCGGGCUUGGGAACUGUCGUCGUUACUGUUGGUGUUCUUUUGUACAACAAAGCAAGAGACUAUGAUGCAAGAAGAAUGUCAGCCCUUCAACCGAGAUCUAUUUCUAUAGCAAGAAAAGAUGGUGACGUUAUACAAGCCUAAAUUAUUUCGCAAAUUAUCCUUUUUUUCAAUUUUCUUCUUUAAAAGAUAAACUUCAGAAGUUUAACUUAUUGUUUUAGGAUUUUAACAAAUUUAUUAUGACAAAAUAAUUACGUUUGUAUACACGUCAUGCAGAAAUAAGUCACUUUUCUUUGCGUCAUAGGAUUGCUAAAGAACCCAAAAUUUGAAAAGGAUCGUUGUGCUUUUCUCAUUGCUUCUAUUAAAACAAUAGUAAUUAUUUUAUCUUCUCUCACAAACCAUAAUACGCUUAGCAAUUGGUGACUUGAAAAUGAAAGCGAUAAUUUAACAGCUCGUGAUCAAGUUCAUUAACUAAGUGCCUUUAAAUAAUUAAUUUCACUUUUAAAUAUAUAAUGGAAUUCAUAAUAAUGCUUAAAAUUUUCAUCUAACAUUUAUAUAGUUGCAUUUGUUAUUGUUAAUGUCAUUAUGGGAUUAAAUAAGGUAAAAUCACCCAAAAUUCUGCUGUUUCAGUGAAGUUUUUUCUUUAGUAUGUUAUUCUUCUUGAAAUGUAAAAAAACUAUAUAUACUUCUAUAUUAUUUACAUUUUUCAUCAUAUUUAUUAAUUGAUCUAUUUAUAAAAAUA